This is a messenger RNA of Dichomitus squalens LYAD-421 SS1, 2317 nucleotides long. RefSeq names its product HET-domain-containing protein. The coding region runs from base 696 to 2234 and encodes 512 amino acids. The record is from RefSeq and is a predicted model, not a curated record. NCBI's taxonomy places the organism in Eukaryota, Fungi, Basidiomycota, Agaricomycetes, Polyporales, Polyporaceae. The transcript is spliced from 2 exons.
GCAAACCCUGCCAAUCUCGUCUUCGUCUGUGUGAACACCAUGACCUGCUUUCCUCCUCUAUGUCGGCCUGUCAGUCGCUAUGUGCGAGGUUUGUUCAUGCGGGCGAAGCGUCACCACCAUGCACCGGAGUGUCCUGCCUCGACCUCGAAAGCGGAUUCGAGUAUGACAAUGUUGCCUUCCGGUGUCUUAGUGAGGAAGAAGGAGCCAAUUAGCGCAAUCGAUGUACAUAGUUCUCCUCAGUCGCUCGUUUGUCAAUUCUGUUGGGACACCGGGCUAUUCGCCGCGGGUCCUUUCCAGGAGGCAUGGGACGGGCAGGCGUCAUUCUACGGGACCACUUAUACAACUACUUGGACCCAAAUUCAGAGUUCAGCCGACAACGAUUGUCAGUGGUGCAAGCUAGUCCUUUCCACUAGGACGGAUAUCAUGCUGCAGGAAACACUUCAGAUCACCGUCGGCUUUCGCCCCACUUCGGGCAGCCAUGCUGUCACCCCGAAAGGUGUCCAUACGUUGCGUCUAGUCGUUGACGAUAUGCCGCAUUUUAUGUACUACGUCUAUGCUAAGCAAGGUGGGUCCCGUUCUCAACAGUCCUUACUCACGAGAAUGUUGAUGCCGCGGAUAAAGCAGAGGACCCUGCCGCGUCUCUCCUCGUCGCCCGGCCUAGAGUCCUGCAGCUCAACUCGCCUUCCACCCGCGCCAUGGCUUCCUCCUGCAUCACGGAUUGCAUCCGCAAACACACUCGCUGUCCUCCUCCACACAACGCGACACUCCCAUCCCGAGUUAUCGAUUGUUCUGACCCCACAAAGCCCAAGCUUCGCCUCAGCGGUGGUGACACGGCGUCAUACGUAAUUCUGAGUUAUGUCUGCGGGGAAGACCAGCCUUACCGCACGACGACAGCAAACCUCGACUCAUAUCUCCUCGGCAUUGAUCUCGCCGCACUACCACAGACGAUCAAGGACGCAAUCGAGACCACUCACAACUUCGGCGUGCGCUAUCUUUGGCUCAACGCGCUCUGCAUCCUUCAAGACUCAGAAGAGGAUAUAGCUCGCGAGAUCGCACAGAUGCACACCGUUUUCCGCGGCGCUUACUUCACGAUCAUCGCAGCAAGCGCAAGCACGGCCAGCCAGGGCUUCCUUCAGGACCGUCCACCCCCUUCACCCCCAGACGUCACCCUUCCAUUUCGAUGCCCCGAUGGUGAAGUCGGGACCAUGUUCCUAUCACCCGUAUGGCGCCAGUACGACGGUUCCGCAGAGCCAGUGCACCAGGACGCCUGGUGUCUCCAAGAACGCCUCCUCUCGCCCAGAGCCCUGGUGUACGCGUCACAUACGCUGCAGUUCCACUGCCAGACCUCGAUCGUCAACGUGGGCAACUCCGUCUGUGGGCCCACGUUCGGAGCACGCCUUCCCGAUCUCCUCCUCCGUCCCGACGCCGAGCUCCCCUCAGGCUCCCCAUCCGUGCUGUCGCAGAGCGAGCGCAAGACGCUGCAGUGGUCGUGGAUCGAGACGGUCGGUGACUACACGCACCGCACCGUCGCGAAGCCCGACGACAAGCUCGUCGCGUUCGCGUCCAUCGCGGAGCUGUUCCACCGCGCGUGGAAGACGGACUACCUCGCGGGCCUGUGGCGCGACACCCUCACCCAGGACCUGCUGUGGUACAAGACCUUCGAAACGCGCUAUCCCCGGCCAGAGACUUUCCGCGCACCUUCGUGGUCCUGGGCCGCGAUCGACGGCCGUGUCAUGGCGUACUCCGUGGACGACCGCUUGGACCCCGACUCGAAGGACACGGAGGCGUGCGAGGUGGUGAGCUGCGAGGUCGCCGUCGCCACGCCGCUCCUACCGUUUGGCAAAGUCCGAUCGGGGACCCUGACUCUCCGCAGCGUGAUGCUGGAGGCCACCUGGAACCCCGACUCGUCCAUGCCCGAUCUAUACCUGAAGACCUCGGACGCGGCCUCGGACUCCACGGUGAACCCUGUAUCCUCAGACCCUCCCGAGAUCACGACAGAACCCCGGCAUAUUGGAUGCGCAUACCCAGACAGCACCGAAGAUGUGCAAGAGGUCUGGGCGAUCCCUAUCCAGUGGAACCAGAGCGCGCGGUACGCUUCAGGACUUAUUGUUGCACCUCAUCCCGACGGCGGUAACGCCUUCCGCCGUGUUGGCUUCUUUCACUCUCCCGAAGACACCCUCGAGGGAUUGAUGUGGAUGUUGAAUCAGGAGAAGCGAGACAUCCUUCUCGUUUAAUUGCUUCUUUCACUACCUAGCUGUAGCCCGUACGCUAGGUAAGUUAGAACCAUUGGUUUCAAUGACAGAUGGCUGCCUUACCC